Molecule: messenger RNA, 497 nt
Organism: Trichomonas vaginalis G3
Lineage: Eukaryota; Parabasalia; Trichomonadida; Trichomonadidae
Exons: 1
Source: RefSeq, a predicted model, not a curated record
AUGGAUAGAAAGUCUGCUAGAAUAAAAGCAGAGUUAGAAAGAUAUGGUUGGAGAGUUUCAAAGAAGUUUAAAUAUAGGAAGGGAAGACCCAUAAAAGUCUAUGACAAACUGUCGGGUCUUCGCUAUGAAAUGGACCUAGAAACAGCACGCGCAAAUUAUCCAAACAGAUUAGAGAGGUUAGAAGAAGAGCGUCUUAUGGACAUGCCUUUCGAUGUUAAUGAACCUCAAGUUGAAGGACACGACGGCUUUGCCAGGUUCUACUGGAAACAUGACGAACAAUUGCAUCCUUUGAGAAGGAAAAAAGGAAAAGGUGAAGACGCACAUGCUCCCAUGGAAAGAACAAGAUAUGCAUAUGAGAAGUAUCGCGAAGUUAGAAGUAAAAUUACUUCUGGUCGAACCUUUACAGUAAACUUUGACGAAGGAAAGAACAAAGAAGGCUUCAUGGGAGUACUUGCUGCCAUACAAGACGGAAAUAAGAAAGGAUACAAUCUCAGAUU